This is a messenger RNA of Eriocheir sinensis (Chinese mitten crab), 5888 nucleotides long. It is a transcript of the gene Taf1, whose product is annotated as transcription initiation factor TFIID subunit 1-like. NCBI's taxonomy places the organism in Eukaryota, Metazoa, Arthropoda, Malacostraca, Decapoda, Varunidae. Gene Ontology annotation, biological process: transcription by RNA polymerase II; RNA polymerase II preinitiation complex assembly. Bases 168 to 5822 code for a protein of 1884 amino acids. Gene Ontology annotation, cellular component: transcription factor TFIID complex. The transcript has 34 exons. The record is from RefSeq and is a predicted model, not a curated record. Gene Ontology annotation, molecular function: RNA polymerase II general transcription initiation factor activity; TBP-class protein binding; histone acetyltransferase activity.
CAUUUAUAACUAGAGUUCAGAUGGUUAAUUAUCGAUGUUUUCCUGCAAUUGUUAUGGCGGAAACAGGAAAAUACGAUGUUCUGAGUACGAUAAUCUGGUAACGGCGUAAACAGUAAACAGUGUCGUGUCCUGGGAGGGAGGUGUCCGUUGUUGUGACAGACAACAGGAUGACGGCCACAGAUGAUGAAGAAGAUACCAGUGAGGGUCAGGGUGCUCCCAGCCAGACUCUGUCUCUCACAAGUUUUCUCUUUGGCAAUAUUGAUACUCAUGGCCAACUAGAGGGAGAUGUCUUUGAUGUGGAGUGCAAACGACAACUUGCUUCGCUCUCCCGCCUGGGUUUAGGCUCCCUCCUGCGGCAGGUAACAGAUGAUGGGGAUGAGGAUGAUGAGGAUGAAGAUGAUGAUGAUGACCGUGAGGAAGAGGAAGAAGAAGUGGGAGAGAAGAGUCCAUCAGCAAUUGAUUACUCUGACAUAAAUGAAGUUGUGGAGGACGAUACACUGGCCAGGCAGGAAGAUGAUGGUGAAGAUUAUGAUGCAGAAGAGGAGGAAAAUGGCCUCAGCAAAUCAGACUCUGAGCUGAUGCCUCCUCCUCCCUUGCCCAAGACCAGUGAAAGUGGCGGUGCCCCACCCUCCGCCACAACCACUGCCACCACUCCCAGCACCACCACCUCCACCAGUGCCCCCACCACCAGCACAAGCCGACGACCCAUCACACCACUGGCUGCCAUGUUACCUUCCAAGUACCUCAAUGUGGAUGUCAAAGAGAUCUUUCCUGACUUUAGACCAGAUGCAGUUCUGCGGUUUUCAAGGCUUUUUGGUCCUGGUAAAAUGGCUAAUCUUCCCAAAAUUUGGAGAGGCGUGAAGAGAAAAAAGAAGAAGAAAGUCACCCCUGGCAUAGAGGACGGCAGACUCUCCGGCGAUGAUAAUUUCCAGUGUGAGGAAGUGUCUGCCUCCCCUGAAGUACCAAAAGGAUUUGAACUUCAAUUUGCCUCUGAACCUCCUCCUUACAUGUGUGUGCCAGAUGACAGUAUUCGAUUCAGUCAGACACAAGAGCAUGACUCCAAUACGUGUGCCCAACAUGGAGAUGGGGACAAGGCUAGUGACCGCGAUCCCAACAAACCACAUGAGGCUGAUUGGCGCUAUGGCCCUGCACAGUUGUGGUACGACAUGCUGGAUGUUCCUCUCUCAGGGGCCAACUUUGAUUAUGGUUUCAAGGUCAAGGAGGAAUCUAACAGUAAUGAGAAACCAGAAUCACAAGAACAUGAUGAGUUAAAGGAUUUGGCACUGAAGGAAGAAAAGCUGGUCCCGUCAGGAUACGAGGCAGAUGGCGAGGAGGACAUAGCAGAUGAUUGCUUCCAUAUGGUGACACAGUACAAUUGGGAGGAAGACAUCAUUUGGAAUGGAGACGACAUCAAACAUAAGUUGAAUCAAAAACGUAAAAAUAUGGCAGCUGGUUGGGUCCCCAGCAGCUAUAACCGCACUGCUCAAGCCUUCAGUCAGCCUACCAAAGUGGCAACACCCUUUGCCUCCACAAAAGCCAGCAAAGUGAAGAGUCAAAUGCCCAGAAAGAACAAUGUGGAUGAUACAUGGUAUUCCAUUUUUCCUGUGGAGAAUGAAGAAUUGGUUUAUGGAAAGUGGGAGGACAAUAUUAUUUGGGAUCCUGAGAACAUGAAUGACAUUCCUGAGCCCACUGUGCUGACGCUAGAUCCCAACGAUGAAAAUAUCAUUUUGGGUAUACCAGAGGAUGUUGACCCAUCUACCCUCACCCAAGGUAAUGAUGCUCCUGUUAAAGUGAAGAUUCCCCACCCUCAUGUGAAGAAGUCUAAGAUCCUGCUUGGGAAGGCUGGUGUCAUCACUACCAUCGAGGAGGAGUCACCACCACCCCCUCCAAAGUCCCCAGAUAAAGAUCCAUUUAAUAUUUCCAAUGAUGAAUAUUACCAACCCAAAUCUUCAGAGCAGACAAUUAAAAUGUCUAUGGGAGGAGGUCUUCUACAGCACUCCACUCCUGUUGUUGAACUUCAGCCUCCAUUUAUCCCUACCUAUAUGGGAGAGAAGAAACUGAGAUUGUUCCAUCGUCCACCACUGAAAAGGUACUCCCAUGGCGCCCUGUCCACAAUGGGGCCUCACUCUGUCCUGCCACUCAUGAAGGAAAUUAAGAAAAAAGCAAAGCAAAGGGAAAUGGAACGUCUUGCAUCAGGUGGAGGUGAUGUCUUCUUUAUGAGGACACCAGAGGACCUCACAGGCAAGGAUGGAGACAUUAUCUUCUUGGAGUACUGUGAAGAGUAUCCUCCUCUUCUGUCUCAGGUUGGCAUGGCUACCCGCAUCAAAAACUAUUAUAAGCGGCGUGCAGGCAAUGACAAGGGGCCUCCUGAAUAUCGGUUUGGGGAGACAGCAUAUGCCCACACUUCUCCCUUUCUUGGAGCUAUGCAUCCAGGACAAAGUAUUCAGACUUUGGAAAACAACAUGUUUAGAGCUCCGUUGUAUGAACAUAAGGUCAUCCCCACAGACUUCUUAAUUAUUCGCACAAGAAAUAAUUACUGGAUCAGGGAAUUGGAUGGAGUGUUUACAGUUGGACAAGAGUGCCCUCUGUAUGAAGUUCCGGGACCUAAUUCCAAACGAGCCAACAACUUCAUUCGUGAUUUUCUGCAAGUAUUCAUUUAUCGACUGUUUUGGAAGAGUAAGGACAAUCCAAGAAGAAUAAAAAUGGAUGAGAUCAAGAGAGCGUUCCCAGCCCAUUCUGAGAGCUCAAUUCGUAAACGUCUGAAGCCUUGUGCUGACUUUAAACGUACUGGAGUUGACAGCAACUGGUGGGUCAUCAAACCAGAGUUUCGGCUUCCUACUGAAGAGGAGAUCCGAGCCAUGGUUUCUCCUGAACAGUGCUGCACAUACUUCAGCAUGGCCGCAGCAGAGCAAAGGCUGAAAGAUGCUGGUUAUGGUGAUAAAUUCCUGUCUGCCUUGGAGGAUGACAAUGAUGAUGACACUCAGAAGCUGGAUGAUGAGAUUAAAGUAGCUCCAUGGCACACUACACGAGCGUACAUCCAAGCUGUAAGGGGCAAGUGUCUCCUCCAGCUCACAGGACCUGCGGACCCGACAGGUUCUGGGGAAGGGUUCUCAUACAUUCGCAUCCCCAACAAGCCAACACAAAACAAAGAGGAACAGGAGCAGCAGCCCAAACGCACCGUGACAGGAACCGAUGCUGAUCUGCGCAGACUGUCACUCCACAAUGCAAAGAAUCUCCUCCGCCAGUAUGGGGUUCCAGAAGACGAGAUUGCAAAGCUGACAAGAUGGGAAGUAAUCGAUGUAGUUAGAACAUUGUCCACUGAGAAGGCAAAGGCAGGAGAAGAAGGAAUGAACAAAUUUUCUCGUGGAAAUCGUUUUUCUAUUGCAGAGCACCAGGAGAGGUAUAAAGAAGAGUGUCAGCGCAUCUUCGAUCUUCAGAAUAGGGUGUUGGCGUCAGAAGAAGUUCUUUCCACUGAUGAAGGUUCAUCUGAGGAAGAAGAUAAUGAUUCAGACAUGGAAGAGAAAGGAAAAUACAUUGAAAAUAUCUUGGCUAACAAGAAAACUACAUCUCAGAUGAGUUUGGAAAAGGAAGAGCAAGAGAGAAAAGAGCUUCAAAAGAUGAUAAUGGGAGAAGAAGACAAAGACGGGGAUAAAAGGAAAGGAACAAAGAAAGAUGAAGAUGAAAGCUCACAGUUUGGAUUUGGUACACCAGGUCGCCUUCUGAGAAUCACACGUACAUUCAAGACUUCGGAUGGCAAGGAAUACACGAGGACUGAGACUGUUCGCAAGAGUGCUGUAAUUGACACUUAUGUCAAGAUUAGAACUUCAAAAGAUGAAUCUUUCAUCAAGACUUUUGCAGGCCAGCUUGAUGAAACUCAAAAAGAGGAGAUGAAGCGUGAGAGACGCAGACUCCAGGAACAAUUGAGGAGGAUCAAGCGUAACCAAGAGAGACAACAGAAGGGCAUCGUCACUCCGCCCAAGACCAAAAAGCCUAAACUAAAGCCUGAUCUCAAGUUGAAAUGUGGAGCUUGUGGCCAGGUUGGCCACAUGCGCACCAACAAGGCCUGUCCAAUGUAUGCAGGAAAUACCAGUUCCACACAGCCCAUAAAUGUGGCCCUGACAGAGGAACAAGAAGAGGAGAUGGAGAAGGGAGGUAUUGAGGAGUCUGAGGAGCUCAUCAAUGUUGAUGGAACGAAGAUCAAGCUCUCUUCUAAGGUCAUCAAGCAUGCAGAGGAACUGAAGCGCAGAUCUUUAGUGCUUAAAGUCCCAAAGGAUCAAGUCAAGAAUCCCAAACGCAGAAGGGCAGGAACUGUAGUGCAUUGUGACUACCUGAAGCGUAAGGAGAGGUCAGUGAACCGACGCCGCAUAGACCCGGUCAUCACUCUCUCCACCAUCUUUGAAGAAAUGUUGAACGAGAUGAGGGAAAUGUCAGAUGCACAACCAUUCCUUUUUCCAGUUAAUGUGAAGCAAGUUCCUGAUUAUUACAACAUAGUUAAUCACCCAAUGGACUUAUCAACGAUUCGGGAUAAUCUUCGACAAAAGAAAUACCAAAGCAGAGAAGAGUUCCUUUCAGACAUAUCACAAAUCGUUGAAAACUCAAAAUUGUACAAUGGUGUAAAAAGCACACUUACUGUGACAGCACAAAAGAUGCUGGAAUUGUGUAUUGAUAGAUUUGCUGAGAAGGAAGAGAGACUAAUGAGGUUGGAAAAAGCAAUCAACCCUCUCCUUGAUGAUGAUGACCAGGUGGCGUUUGAUUACAUCCUGGACAAUAUUGUAAACCAGAAGCUGUUCUCCAUGCAAGAAUCGUGGCCUUUUAUGAAACCUGUAAAUAAGAAGAAUGUAAAAGAUUAUUAUGAAAUCAUUCAGAGCCCAAUGGAUCUCUCCACUAUUGCCAAAAAAGUCAAAAAUCACAAGUACCAUAGUAGAGCAGAGUUCAUGCAUGACAUGGAACUUAUUUCAACAAACAGUAUCAGAUAUAAUGGGCAAGAUUCUGCUUUCACUCAAAAGGCUGAGAUUCUUCUUCAAGUUACCAAGGACAGUUUGGCUGAAUAUGAGGCUCACCUGGAUGCCUUGGAGAAAAAGAUCACUCUUGCCCAAGAACGUGCAUUAGAACAAGCUGAAACAGACUCUUUGUGCACCUCCCUUGGCCCUGAUGAUGAUACAAAUUACACAUUUGCUGAGCCAGAGCAAGACAACCCUGACCACAACAUGGGCUCACCAUCAGAACAUCUCCUAAACUACUCAGGUGAUGAAGAUGAUGAGCAUGUGAAUGUUGUGGAUGGGGAGGAAGAGGAUAUGAUGCAGACACCUAAAAGACGCCGCCUUCAGCAAGAGCAAAGGAACGUGUUGGAAGAAGAUCUUGAGUUUAGUGAUGACGAAGAAGACUAUGGAAUGCAUCAUCAUCAUCAACAGCAACAGCAGCAGCAGCAGCAGGUGGAAAUGUCUGGGGCAGAAAUGGUAGAGGCUGGCAUGAUACUUGAAAAUCAGUAUGGCUCUCAUCAGCAGGGGCCUGAUGAAACUCAAGGAGCAGCAGAGGCCAUGGUUCAGCUCUCAGCCCAGUACUCAUACUAUCAGGGUGAAACAGGGGAGUACAAUCCCGAAGGUUUGGGGGCUGAAGGUAACAUGGAGGUUGAUGCCAGCUAUGAUCCUUCAGUGGAGUUUCUUGGAGGCAUGAUGCCUUCUCAGGCACAUGAUGACACUACCAUCAACAAUGACUUAGCUGUGUCUGACUCUGAUGAUGAAGCUUCCCGUCAGGUAGAGAAUCCACAAGUGGAAAAUCAACUCCCUGAAGAAGAGGAUGACAAAGAUGCAUUGUGGUUUUAAGCCAACUCAUAUUUUAUAUUGAUAUUAAGUCAUAAAUAAACUAUUCUAUAUCAUGAAAGAAUAUAU